GGGUUUUUGAGUCGUUUUGUUGUUGUAAUUAAGACAGAGGGACCACCCGAUUUCCCACUGCCGUCCUGUACGUUCGGAGCUGUAGUGCCUAGGGUGUCCAGGACCAAAAUGCGGACGUGGACGAGUGUGCUGGUGUUAAUAGGACUCCUAGGAGCCUUAUCCACGACUGGCGCCGAAGGAUCCCCAGACGAAGCGGAAGCCAUGGCCAGAGACGGAUCCUUCGAAACCUGCUCGUGCGAAGACCUCACCCAGACCUGCAUUUGCACGAAACCGGACGGAUUCAUCGUCCAGAAUAAGCCAGCACUGACUGGGAAGUACCAAGUGGACAUUGGGACCCCGUCAUCUCUCGUCGUGUUCUUCCGAAGCGACGAAAUUCCGACAUUAAGCAGCUUGUGCAACAUUAAAAUCGGAGACAUCGAGUUCAAGAGCAAGGACAGCCUGCAAGAAGAGAAUUUCGUUGUUGUCGACACGGAUAGUAUCGUGCAAUUAUUCACUUAUCAGUGCAAUGAAAUAAGGUUGAUGUAUUACACUUUUCCGAAGGAUUUCAACAAGACAGUGACCGUGUUGGAAGGUCCCUCGGGCAACCUGCUAGCUCCUCCAGACCAAACAGGCUACUUUUCUUACCAACCUAUGGUGCAGUGUCUCUGGAUCUUAGAAGUCGGUCCCGUGGGCUCCCACAUCGACAUGACCUUGAACUGGAUUAACCUCGGGACCCACAACUCCAUCAUCCACGACUAUACGAUGACCAACGUUUCGAAUGGCGAUUUUCUCCUCAUCGGGGCGGGACAGGAUGUUUUGGCAGGCAGAGAAACCAUGUUCUUCGGGCGUCGGGAAAACCCUCAGCGGAUCGCAAUACCCAGCAACGUGGCUCAUGUUUUCUUCUACUCUCUCUACUCGUUCUACAAUACGACGGGUUUCAACAUUACCUACACUUCUACAGGACCCCAAGAGACGGACCCGCCCUUGUCUACGACCACGACAGAAAGCCCACCCGCGCCCGUCACCCUCGAGACGAACGCCAUCGUGGCUAUCAACGGGCUGCCGGUGGAGGAGGGACUGGGAAACAUACCGACGUUUAGGCGAGUCAUGGCUGAAAUGAGCAGCGACUACGUCAAAGAAAACGGGAUCGCCAUCUCCACUAACAACGUCACGUACAAAAUGGUCCAGAUCCUCCACCUGGCUACCUGCAAUCCUUUCCAUUGCCAAGAGAAUUGCAUCGCCUUCAACUUCAGCGUGGGCGCCCUCGACCCCAAAGGCGACUGGGUCUUCACGAAGGAAGUUUUGGUGGAUAUGUUGCAGAAGAAGGAUAUUCAAGACUAUUACGAAGCGUGGGCGGAAUGCGACGAAGGCUCGCAGGUCGUGUCGUGGAUCUACAUCUUGACGGCGAUAUGUGUCGUGGUCGCCGCCGCCGCCCUGUCCCUCGCGGUCUGGAGGUGCAGCUCGGCCAACAGGAUCAAGGACUCCCGCUUGGCGUACGAGCAGCAGGAGAAACAAAAACGCGACGACAUGCGCCGCAGGUCCUCGGGAGACAUCUCUAUGAUCGGGAUCGGCGGCUCCAUCUCCUCCAGGGGGUCUAUGGCCUCCAGGAGGUUCACGAUGCCCUUCCCCAAGCCAGGCAGGACCGACGAAGACGAAGACGACGACCUGUACGACAUGAGCAAUUACAAGGAAUACGACCCUGACCUCGGUCGUGUUGAUCCUCAAGAAUUUGGACUUCAGAAAGAGUUCUUGACAGAUUUACACGCCGUGACAUACUUCACAAACGAGGCCUUUGAAGGGGACGAGGACACAGACAAAACCAUCUUCCAGAGACAACAGGAGCAGCCAGCCGAUCUCCCGGGUACAGACAGCGAAGACUCAGAUGGCGGGGCAGUUAGUUUUUCCAGUUUCAAAAAGAAGAAAUCCCCUUCUCACUUCACCUUCUCUGCUGACGUCCACGAUCUUGAAUCCUCUGGGGAAACAGCUCUCUGAUUCCUUCAAUCAAGCCUCCCCAAUGAAUGCUUCCCUCUGGCGACUGCAAUCCGUGAUUCCUGCCGUUAGAUUGCCUGGUCCUUGCCGCCAUCUGCCUUUUCUUUAAUAACCAUACGGGGCUCAGUCCUCCUCCUGUCUUUUUCAAAAGCCAUUUGUAGCCAGUUCUCUUUUUCUUGCCGCUAUGUCCUUUUUUUUUUUUAACAACCAUACGUGGCUCUCUAAUUGCUUUUUAGAUUUUUUUUUUGUUUUAAGUUCUUGCCACCAUCUGCUUUUUUAACAACUAUAUGUGUCUCAGUCCUUUUGGUUCUUGCUGCCAGCCUCUGCCAGCGAUUGGUUUGAUUCUCUUAUCAAUAACAUCUAUUCCUUUUUUUUUAUGUUUUUUCUUCUCCCCGUCUUCUUUUUUGUUUUAUUCAUUUUUUCUUGUCUUUCUUCUUUUUCUUUUUCUUUUCUUUUCGUUUUUCUUUUUUUCUUCUUCCUUUUCUUUUCUUCUUUUCAUAUUCCUCAUCUUCAUCUUUCUUCUUUCUAUCUAUCUCCCUCUGUCGUUCCUGUUAUUCCAUAUUUCAGCUUUAAUUGAUUUCGUGUUUCGAUAAAUUCUCAUUUUGAUCUUGUUGUGGACGAUUUGCAAAUGAUUAUUGAUUUUCAGUUUUCAAUUGAAAUCUGUAUCUGUCUCUGUAGAUGUUAUUAUGAAUAUGAUGUAAUAUUUUUAAAAUCGACUUAAAUUGUGAAACUGUCUGUAUUUCAUGUAUAUCAUUCACUUUUUUUUAUGAGUGUUGUCUUAUGUAGUUAGAAUAUUAGCAAUAGAUAGGCUCUUCGUAUAUAAGCUUUAUAAUAAAUAUUGGCUUCAAA
Molecule: messenger RNA, 2817 nt
Organism: Penaeus chinensis
Lineage: Eukaryota; Metazoa; Arthropoda; Malacostraca; Decapoda; Penaeidae
Exons: 13
Coding region: 109-1971 (620 amino acids)
Source: RefSeq, a predicted model, not a curated record